Messenger RNA from Drosophila obscura, 1565 nucleotides. RefSeq names its product putative ATP-dependent RNA helicase DHX57. Gene Ontology annotation, molecular function: metal ion binding. The coding region runs from base 117 to 1190 and encodes 357 amino acids. The transcript has 3 exons. The record is from RefSeq and is a predicted model, not a curated record. Lineage: Eukaryota; Metazoa; Arthropoda; Insecta; Diptera; Drosophilidae.
GGCUGCCAGAUAGUUUCACGUUUUUGUGAAAUUGCCUUUUUAGCGGCCGCCUGCUGGAUUUUAGAUAUUUAGUUGUGAAAUUUUAAUAUUAUUUGAUUUGAGACUUGAGAGCGACCAUGGACGAUUCCUCAAGGCAGCACAUGGAAGACUUCUGCUUCAUGCGGCCACCCAGCGACGUCCGCACCACCAACGUGCCUGUUGCUACUCCCAGGUCGGUGGCGGACAACAAAUCACGCAAAACAGAGCUGCACGUCGUACGGCUGAGCGAUGAGUCCAAGCAGAUGACCAUGGACACCUUACGGACCAUACACGGGCCGGACUUUAAGCUGGAGGACAUCAGUAAGUACAAGGACCGCGGGAGAGGCGGCCACGGUGUCAAGCAUGCCUAUUGGCAGGACCGUGGCACGCUGAUGGUGCAGAGUGUCCAGGGGGUCAGCUCCACCAGAGGCGAUGGCAGCGACGAGGAUCGCCUUCGCCGCUAUGCCCUGCUCAAGCUGGAGUGCUACGGCUUCCAUGCCGCCCACUGCCUCGAGGCCUACCAGCACUGCAGCAACGAUACGGAAGCGGCCCUGCUGCUGCUCUAUAAGCGAUAUAUGCACGUCCUCGAAAAGGAAAAGCUUAACCUUGAGCCACCCAGCGAGCAGGAGCUACUGGACAUGCGCUCCGAUGAGAAGGAAGCCCUCGAGUCCAUCUACGAUCGGACCUACGAGGAGCGUGAGUGCAAUCGGGUGUGGAAUCUCAAGUUAAAGAUCGACCACCUACUGGCCCAUAGCCCCUCAGAGGUUCGAAAGGCUCGUGAGGCUGCCGCCGCAGCAGCAGCCGCCUCUGUCCAGGCAGCCCUCGACAAGAAGAAGAAGGCGCCGCAGCGGUGUCGCAACUUCGAACGCGAUGGCACCUGUAAAUACGGUCCCAAGUGUCGCUUUGCCCAUGUGCCGGCCCAGCCCGUUCUUCCUUCCACACCAAAGAAAGAUAAUCUGGAUGAGAACGACAACGAGCUGUGGUUCCAUGUGGAGGUGCGCUUUCCAUGCCAUCCAACGGCUUUAGACAUACAUACAUAUGUACAAACAAACAUACACAGAAACGCACAAAUGUACAUAGCAGCAAACGAAAGAGUGGAACAGAGCCUGAUAGAAAAUGUGUCAAAAGCGGGAAGCGAGGCGACUGCCUUCGUGUCCUCUGCCGAGAGAUAGACAACAUACAUAUACAUAUGUACAUACAAUAAUUAUAACAAAGACAAUAAUUCUAGUGCAUUUCUUUGUACAUUUGUAUUGAAUCACGUUUGUCCAUAUGUAUGUAUGUACGUAUGUACGUACCUCUCAUCUGAGGUUAAAAUGGUUGAAAUGGAAUGCAUACAUAUAAACACACCACACACGAAUAUAUAUGGCGAAUGGCAAGGCAAAGCAGAAUCUGAGGAAAUGACAGCAGCAUUCUCAGACGAGAGGACCGUACCGUUCGCACAGCACUGAGAUCCUAUUCGAAGCAAAACACCUGACUUUCUCGUGUGGCGCCGCAGAACCGCAGAGAACAACCGCUCGAAAUAUCACGAAAUCGGCUGAAUAGAAGGG